Messenger RNA from Dendroctonus ponderosae (mountain pine beetle), 1099 nucleotides. Its product is annotated as cyclin-dependent kinase 2-associated protein 1. Gene Ontology annotation, cellular component: cytoplasm; nucleus. NCBI's taxonomy places the organism in Eukaryota, Metazoa, Arthropoda, Insecta, Coleoptera, Curculionidae. The record is from RefSeq and is a predicted model, not a curated record. The transcript has 3 exons. The coding region runs from base 115 to 489 and encodes 124 amino acids.
CAUGAUACAUUUACAAUGUAACCUUAGUUUCUGUCAACGUGUGUUCAUGUAGGAAAAGCACCAAAUCAAACCUCCUUUUUUUAGUUUUGCAAUUAAUAUACUAAUUACAUUGGGAUGGAUACAGUGGAUAUUCAGGCUGUGGAAUCUAAAUUAAGCGAUGUGACUGUUACAGCCAUUCCAAUGGGCAGAUCCCCACAUCCCCUUCAAAAUUAUAAUUUACACAGAGAUCUACAUUCACAUAAUAAUACACACAGCAGUACCAUCUCCCCUAGCACCUCUGUCGGAUUGGGAAGCCCGCAAACAGCUUCUUCUACAGGGCUUUCAAAAUAUGCUCAAUUGCUCAAUGCUAUUGAGGAAAUGGGCAAGGAAGUACGACCCACGUAUGCAGGUAGUCGCACUUCGGCAGAAAAGCUCAAGAGGAGUAUAAUUUCAGCUAGAUUGUUGGUGAGGGAGUGUUUAGUUGAAACUGAAAGGAGUGCGCGUCAAUAACCACUGCUCACUUGAUAAGUUUAAUAUUUUUACUUAAUUAAUCUUUGUUGAUACCAGAAAAGUGAUAUUUUGAGAUACAUUUUUCCGUAGAAACUUCUGAAACAUUUCUACAUUCGGAAAUGUCGCUUUAUGUUAAACUGCACUCACACGUAGUUAAAACCAACUACUAUCUGAAAAUAUGUUCUUGUCCCAGACCUACUUACCGUUUAUGCCUGCGAAGCAAUUGUGAUAAUAUUCCAAAUAAUUAAAACAAAGUACCAUAGACAGUACAAAUAAGAUAGUUAAUAAAUGUAGUAUUGAUAUAUUUCGUACACUGGAACAUUUUCAUUUAACUUGUAGUGGAUAAUACAUCUUUUGUAUUGCACUUGAUUUAUGUUCUUUGUGGACUUUAUAGUGCUUGUCGGUUUUACAAUCCAUUGAUAUAAAACAAUCUGAAGAAAUAAACAAAUUCCAAUUGUAUCAAAAAAUCAAAACUGCCAAAUUAGCAGCUCAGGUGAAAAUAUUCUUAACGUUAACUAUUUUUGUAUUAGAGUAUUAAAUAGAUCUAUAUUUACAUUGACUAACUUAGUCCUGCAUAGCAAAACUUCCCAAAUAAAAUAUUUAAAACAAA